AGAGCAAGAUCAAUAAGCCUAAAUAGAAAACAUGAACCACCAAAACGAGAUUAUGAUCAAGGAAGAUACCACGGACGAGAACGGCCUCAACACUAUGAGCGACCAAGAAAAUACCAAGAAAGGCCUCGGAGAAAAGUGGCCAGAACCAACCGUCCGAGUGCAGUCCCUAGCCGAGAGCAACCUUGCUACCGUCCCCGACCGUUACAUUAAGCCGCCGUCUGAACGCCCUGAUCAAACUAUCAUCAUCAACCACCAACCUAAAACUGCCGCCAUCAAUAUCCCAGUCGUAGACCUAAACAGCCUCUUCUCCGGCAACAAAGAGGAGAGGGAGAGGAUGUCGGAGGCAUGCCGUGAGUUUGGUUUCUUCCAGGUGAUCAACCACGGGGUGAGGCCAGAGCUGAUGGAAGCGGCUAGAGAAGCUUGGAGAAGCUUCUUCAAUUUGCCUGUCGAGGCCAAAGAAGUUUACUCAAACUCCCCAAGUACCUAUGAAGGAUACGGCAGCAGAUUGGGUGUGGAAAAAGGAGCUAUUCUUGAUUGGAAUGAUUAUUACUUCCUCCAUUAUCUGCCUCUCGUCUUGAAGGACCUCAACAAAUGGCCUUCUAUACCUUCCAACAUUAGAGAAGUGAUGGAUGAGUACGGUGAGGAACUAGUGAAGCUAGGCGAGAGACUUACGAGGGUUUUAUCGUCAAACUUGGGACUAAAAGAAGAACAACUUAAAGAGGCAUUUGGUGGAGAAGCCGUAGGUGCAUGUAUGAGGGUUAAUUAUUACCCGAAAUGCCCUCGACCAGAGCUUGCCCUUGGCCUCUCCCCUCAUUCUGAUCCCGGCGGCAUUACCAUCCUCUUGCCAGACGAUAAAGUUGUCGGCCUUCAGGUCCGUUACGGUGACACGUGGAUCACCGUCAAUUCUCACCCUCAUGCUUUUAUCGUCAAUCUCGGUGAUCAAAUUCAGAUACUAAGCAAUUCCAUAUACAAGAGUUCGGAGCAUCGAGUGAUAGUGAAUUCACAGAAAGAAAGGGUGUCACUUGCAUUCUUCUAUAACCCCAAGAGUGACAUUCCUAUCCAACCACUGCAACAACUUGUCACAUCUACUAAUCCUCCUUUAUAUCCUCCCAUGUCCUUCGAUGAGUAUAGACUCUUCAUUCGAACUCAAGGUCCUCGUGGCAAAUCCUACGUGGAGUCUCAUAUAUCUCCUCUUGAUAAUUGAUAUCUACUUCAAAUAUGUCUGACAAAAGAGAACGAAAUGUUAUUUGGUGAGGAAAUCGAAGUAAUGGGAUAUCAAAAAGAUACCAGAAGAUUCUACUGAUCAACGAACACAAUAUACUGGAUAUCAAAAUGAAUCAAUAUACCGAAAAUAAUCUAUUGUAGUUUAUUAUUUAUGCAAUUUAUAUAUUCUAUGGUCCUAUAUGUUUACAGUUUUAUAUUGUAUUAUAAUAUAAACUCAACAUAAUGGAGGUUUCUUUUUAUAUCGUUUA
Brassica rapa (field mustard) is the source of this 1472-nucleotide messenger RNA. Its product is annotated as probable 2-oxoglutarate-dependent dioxygenase At3g111800. The record is from RefSeq and is a predicted model, not a curated record. Lineage: Eukaryota; Viridiplantae; Streptophyta; Magnoliopsida; Brassicales; Brassicaceae.